This is a messenger RNA of Penicillium verhagenii, 1023 nucleotides long. Its product is annotated as mitochondrial 37S ribosomal protein uS2m. NCBI's taxonomy places the organism in Eukaryota, Fungi, Ascomycota, Eurotiomycetes, Eurotiales, Aspergillaceae. The record is from RefSeq and is a predicted model, not a curated record. The transcript is spliced from 3 exons. Gene Ontology annotation, biological process: translation. Gene Ontology annotation, cellular component: ribosome; mitochondrial small ribosomal subunit. Gene Ontology annotation, molecular function: structural constituent of ribosome. The coding region runs from base 1 to 1023 and encodes 340 amino acids.
AUGAUUGUACGACAGUUUGGUGUGCGGCAAAGCCGCCAAUUGCUCGCUCUCACUCGCCGCGCCCCGGUCUACAGCCGCUCAUUCUCCGAUGCACCCGUCGACACAACAGUCGAGACUCCAGCCGAGACUCCAUCCAUUUCAGCUAUCAUCCCCAAAGUCACUCAGGCUGCACGCCAACCAACCCCUAAAGAGGCCUGGAAGGGCUCCUUAAGGUCAAAAGCGAACUUCAACGCCCUUGGCUCCACCGUCCAGGAAAUCCACACCCAUGAUGUUCUCACCAACCCCCCCUCCCCAUCAGAUGUCACCCUCGAGCUCCUCCUCGCUGCAGGCACACACAUGGGCCACAGCACCUCCCGCUGGAACCCGCAGAACAGUCGCUACAUCUUCGGUAUCCGCGAGGGCAUCCACAUCAUUUCCCUCGACAUAACAGCCGCGUACCUCCGCCGUGCCGCAAAGGUCAUCGAAGAGGUCGCCGCCCGCGGCGGCAUCAUCCUCUUCGUCGGAACCCGCAAGGGCCAAAAGGCCGCCGUUGUCCGCGCUGCCGAGCUGGCGCGCGGAUACCACAUCUUCGAGCGCUGGAUCCCCGGCUCCCUGACGAACGGAGAGCAGAUUCUAGGCCACUGCGAGACACAGGUUGUGAAUGCGGUGGAUGAGCCCCUGCUCGAGUUCAAGCAGGAUCUGGCGGAUCGGCCGUCCGUGAAGCCGGACUUGGUUGUUUGUCUCAACCCGUUGGAGAAUGUUGUGCUGCUGCACGAGUGUGGUUUGAAUAAUGUGCCUACGGUCGGAAUUGUGGAUACGGAUGCGGAUCCUACUCGUUUGACAUAUCCCAUUCCUGCGAAUGACGAUAGUCUUCAGGCUGUUGGGCUUAUUGCGGGUGUUUUGGGUCGUGCUGGUGAGGCGGGUCAGAAGAGGAGACUUGGGUUGGCUGCGCAGGGCGAGUUGACCUACAAGCCUAUCACUUCGAAGGAGUUGAAGCUGGAUCCGUUCACUGGUGAGAUUCCUGGUGCUGAGAAUAAGAAGUAG